Penaeus vannamei (Pacific white shrimp) is the source of this 1813-nucleotide messenger RNA. Lineage: Eukaryota; Metazoa; Arthropoda; Malacostraca; Decapoda; Penaeidae. The record is from RefSeq and is a predicted model, not a curated record.
AGGGUUCAGCUGCCAGUCUGGAAGGAGGAUUGCUGUUGCUGCCGCGAAUCCGUUUCUUGUUCGUUUGCGGAACGAAAACAAAGUGAAUCGCCGCCGCUUGCGUCCACGGGAAAACUUCUUUGGUUGAGGUGACCUUGGCUCCCUUGGCGAUGCGGCUGGUGUUGGCGGGGCUGGUGGCGGCGCUGUCCGUCGCCGGCGCCGACUCCAUCUUGGUGCUGGGCAGCGCUGCGGCGGCGGGCACCGGCAUCUCGCUGGGGUUGGGCGGUGCCACCGGUGGCAUCGCGUCUGGCUUGGCGGCUAUUGGCUUGCUAGGAGCGCUCAAGCUCGGUCUGCUGGCGCUGGCGGGGACGAAGGCCGCCGUCUUCGGAAAGGGCGGCGGCGGCUACGGAGGAAGAGGCUGCAGUGGCUACGGGGGCGGCUGCGGCGGAGGGCAUCACAGCGGAGGUGGAGGCGGCCACGGCGGAGGUGGCUAUGUAGCCGUGUACAGUGUCCCCGCCAGCGGAGGAGGUGCAUACGGAGGCGGAGGGCAUGGGGUAGGCCAUGGGGGUGGAGGAGGAGGUGGUGGUGGUUACGGAGGUGGGGGCAUUGGAGGAGGCCAUGGAGGCGGAGGCGGAGGCGGCCACGGAGGAGGAGGAUUCGGCGGAGGCAGCAGCUACGCCUCACUUGACGCCGGCGUCGGAGGCGACUUCGGAGGAAGCAGUUAUGCUUCCCUCGGAGGCGGCGGAGGCGGAGGAGGAGGCAGCCAUCAUGGCUACAAGAAGCGCAGCGUGGCCCAGGAAGGCUUCGUUGGAGGCGCCGAGGAAAUGCAGGCAUCUCCCUCGGAGGACGCCUACUUCCGGCUGGUGCGAGCCUCCGACGCCACGCGCUGUGGCCAGCGGCUGGUGUGCGAGCUGGCGUCCCGAGCGGGCCUGGGCCUCGAGCACGAUGAGCAGAUGAUCCUUGAAGUUCUCAAGGAGAAGCCAGCUCCCUCGCGCAGGAAGGACGAGGCCCGCGCUCUUUACGAGACGGCAAUGAAGACCGGCUACUCGGGAGCGCACUGCAGCGCCACCUACAAGACCUGUCCCUACAGCAGCCAGCAGAUCAUGGCCGUGAUCAGGACCAUUGGAGAAGAUGUCUUUAAUACUAGGGUUCUCAGAGAGAAAAAACAUAAUAUUUUUUUCUCUCUCGUUUCCUCUGAGGAUGAGGGUGGAGAAUAGUUAUCCACUUUGUUAAUACAAUAUUUUGGUGACGUAUAGGUUGUCUCUUCCCCCCCCCCCUUCGAUUUCUUUUGUUGAUGUUGGUCACUGUACUUGUUUCCCCUUAUUUGCUUUUGUUUUUGUACAUGAGGCACUAGUUUACCGUCACCAUGACACAAUGUAUCUAUAUCUCUUGUUUGUUAUGUGAACGUUCACCGUGUUCUGUUUUCAGUAUUUCUUUUCUUGUACGGGUAUGCUGAGAGAUGCACCUUUGAAGACAUACAUAUAUACAUAAUACACUGCUGUUUCGCAAAAGUACACAAUUAUUUGUAAUUGCUCGAAAAGCCUAUCUGUGACAUGUUGGAGAUUCGGAAGUGCAGAAAAAGCUUGGAUGAACAUGAAUGAUUCUACAAUGCAGACGUGAAACUGGCGAUUUGACACAUUUUUACAUAAAAAAAAUGGAAUUAGUCUGCCUCAGCCAGUCCCUUUCCUGCAUAUACGGUCGCCAUUUGUCCCGCAAAAAGGCAUGAGUGCAAAUCCUUAUCUGAAUUCCCUGUAACAUGUCGGUGGAGAACGUAAUCGUCCUCCAUUGAUUGUCUCUUCUCUUGGCAUUUUUUUGAGGUUUCCUUUGUCUUCCU